AUGGAUUCAUCAACAAGCCUUCUAGCAAACUCAAUCUUAGCCAGUUUUCAAGCAGCAAAAAGCAUAGACUCAACAGAGCAGCAGAUUUUUCAGCAAAUGAUUAACGGAAGCGAUCCUAGUCUAGUUCAAAUUUUGAACAGAUACAACUCUGACGCAGAGCUUGGGACAAUCGAACUUGAAAUUUUCCAGCUUAUUAAGCGCAAGCAUAAGCCUCAAAAAGUUGUAAUUCCAGCAAAAAGUAUCAAUGAUGAAAUGACGUCGCCUUUAGGCAACUAUCUUCUAGAAAGAAAAAAGCGCAACAGUCUAGAUAAAGGUGUGUCACUAUCGAUUGGCGAGCCUAUUUUGAUUCAAAUACAAGAAGUUCAUGAGCAUCAAGUUGAAGACAAUUAA
Messenger RNA from Blepharisma stoltei, 390 nucleotides. Lineage: Eukaryota; Ciliophora; Heterotrichea; Heterotrichida; Blepharismidae. The record is from the annotation of a GenBank genome assembly.